Trametes versicolor FP-101664 SS1 is the source of this 1884-nucleotide messenger RNA. RefSeq names its product acetyl-CoA synthetase-like protein. Bases 55 to 1791 code for a protein of 578 amino acids. Lineage: Eukaryota; Fungi; Basidiomycota; Agaricomycetes; Polyporales; Polyporaceae. The transcript is spliced from 18 exons. Gene Ontology annotation, molecular function: CoA-ligase activity. Gene Ontology annotation, biological process: secondary metabolic process. The record is from RefSeq and is a predicted model, not a curated record.
CAAUUGCACGCGCACAAGCUCCGAACCGUCGGCCCUCGGAUACCGACAUCGACCAUGGCUGAGAUACAUGGCAGCGACGCGCCGCUCGCGCACAUCCCCGACGACCUGACCAUCUCCCAGUUCAUACUCGACACACAACACCCUCUUCGCCCGGUCCCAAACCCGGAGCAGCCAUGGUUCAUAGACGAGACGACUGGCAGAGAGAUCAAACUGAAGGAGCUGCGCGCUCGGAUCUCGGGCCUGGCGAAUGCGAUGAAGGUUCGGUGGAACAUAGGAGAGGACGACGUCGUGUGCAUAUUCAGCCCCAAUCAUGUUGAUUAUGGUGCAGCAAUUUGGGCGACGCACCAGCUUGGCAGUAUUGUCACAACUGCGAAUCCUUCGUAUACCGCGGAAGAGGUCGCAUAUCAGUUAGAGGCCACGAAGGCUAAAUUGAUCAUCGUCCACCCGCUCAACCUCUCCGUGGCGCUAGAUGCCGCGCGCAUCGUCGGGUUGCCCGCAGGACGCGUUGUCCUCUUUGACCCGGUCCCUGGGUCUUCCCAGGCCAAUGUACAAGAUUUGGUUACCGAGGGAUUGAAGGGGCCUCUGCGGUUCACCGAGAGACGGCUGAAGCCGGGGGAAGCCAAGAAGAAGCUGGCCUUGUUCUGUUUCUCAAGCGGAACCACUGGUAAACCUAAGGCAGUGAUGAUAUCGCAUUACAGUAUAAUCGCCAAUAUGGUACAGGUUGCACAGUUCCUUAGACUCACCGACAAGACACUACCCCCAGAGCAACUGGCAUACAGGCCGGGAAGUGUAACACUAUCAGUCCUACCGUUCUUUCAUGUAUAUGGGCUACAUGUGAUCCUGUUUGGCAGCCUGUUCUUUGGGAGCACGAUCGUGGUAACACAGAAAUUUAACCUCGAGCAGAUGCUCAAGAGCAUCCAACGCUACCGCAUUACUCAUCUAUUCCUCGUUCCUCCCAUGGUUGUUUUACUGUGCAAGAGCCCCAUAGUGAAAAAUUACGACCUCAGCUCAGCAUACUUCCUUAUGGUAGGCGCUGCGCCGCUGAGCGCCGACCUCACGGAGCAGCUCGUCCGCAUCCUUCCUCACGCGCCCUUUAUCGGCCAAGGAUAUGGUAUGACCGAGCUGGCGACCAGCGUCGCGCAUCUCCGUCUAGACAUGAAGAUCGGCACACCAGGGAACUCGGGCAUGCUCCUGCCAGGGAUCGUCGCGCGGGUGGUCAAGCAGGACGGGACGCUUGCGGGAUACAAUGAGCUUGGGGAGCUGCUCCUCAAGAGCCCGUCCAUGUCACUCGGAUACCUCAACAACCCGACAGCAACCGCAGAAACAUUCACGGAUGGCUGGCUACACACCGGCGACGAAGUUAUGAUCAACGAGCAGAAGGAAGUCUUCGUUGUCGAUCGCAUCAAGGAGCUCAUCAAGGUACGCGGGUUCCAGGUCGCACCUGCCGAGCUCGAGGGGCACUUGCUCGAGCACGCCGACGUCGUGGACGCGUGCGUGGUCGGCAUCCCCGACCAGUAUUCUGGCGAGCUGCCGUACGCGUACGUCGUCCCGAGCCCCGACGCCCAGGCGCGCAUCGCACGGGGUCCCGCCGAGGAGGGGCAGGUUCGCACCGCGAUCCUCCAGCACGUCGCGGACCACAAGGUGUACUACAAGCGGCUCGCUGGCAUCGAGUUCCUGCCUGCGAUUCCGAAGAACCCGAGCGGGAAGCUGUUGCGGCGGGUUCUGCGCGAGCAGGCGAAGACUGACCUUGCGGCUGGCAAGCUGAAGCUCACACCGAAGCCGAAGUUGUAGGUUUAUUGGUAGUGAUACUCUAUCAUCAUUCUAGGAGGAUUUUCGGUAUAGAUGUCUGCUCUGAGUACAACUUGCAUAUACUUCUUUCAUCUA